AUGUACAUCACCCUCUACUACAUAGUCACCCGGCUCCCUGACACCCUUCGCCCGGUUAGGGACCACUUCCUCUCUGUUUGCCCCACCACCCUCACCGUUGACCUCCUCGAGGAGCGCCUGCUCGCGGCAGAGAAGAGCAUAGUCGCAGUAGGUGCCUCUCGUGGUGACCCUCGUACCCCUGUCUUUGAGGGGUGCUCCCCCUCUCCCCUCUUGCCCUCUGUUGCCUCUGCUGCUGCGGCCGACCUCGUUGGUCUUGAGUCGGUCGCUGCGGCGUCUGCCCCUAGCGGGAGACGCCGCCCUGGCAAGGGCAAGGGGGGCAAGGGUGCUGGAGGGGCUGGAGGGGGCGGUGGAGGCGGAGGUGGAGGUGGUGGAGGGGGUGGGGGUGGCGGUGGGGGUGGUGGCGGGGGUGGGGGCGUCGGUGGCGGGACUGGAGGUGGAGGUGGAGGCGGCGGUGGCGGUGGGAGCGGAGGUGGCGGAGGUGGCGGUAGUGGAGGAGGUAGCGGCGGAGGCGGCGGAGCUGGUCGGGGUGGCGCUGCGCAGAGGGGUGGCUCCGGUGGUGGUGCGCGCCAGCAGCAGCAGCAGCAGCGUACCCGUGAGACCCCUUCCCCCCAGCAGCUUCGUGAGUGGUACGCUGCUCGUCAGCGGGGUGGGGGUGCUGGCCCCUGCACCUACGUUCUCCGUACCGGCGACCGGGCGGGUGAGCAGUGUGGAGGCCCGCACCCCACCCAGCGCUGCUUCGGUCGGCUGACAGACGCGUGGCGCCACCAGUUCCCCGACGCUACGGAGAUCCCUCGCUGGGGCGAGCUGUCUAGGGCGGGUGUUGCAAUCUAUGAUCUUGACUUUGAUGCUAUUCUUGCUGCCAUGUAUGCUGUGACUAUUAGUGAUGAGGGUGACUGUUACCGGUGUUUCCCGCCUGACCCAGGCAUAGAGGCUGCUGCGCUAGGUACUUGUGAGGCUGCUGCUCUAGGUGCCAGUGCGUCUGCUGCCCCAGGUGCCGGUGAGUUUGCGCUCUCAGGUGCUGCGUCGCCCCCGGACACCCACACCUUCACCCUUGACUCGGGUGCUUCCCGCUCCUUCUUUCGAGACUGCACCACUCUCACACCGCUCAGUCGGCCUGUUGCGGUCUCCCUAGCGGACCCCUCUGGGGGUCCUGUCCUUGCUCACUACUCCACUGUCCUACCGUGUCCAGCGGUCCCGUCUGGCUCCCUGUCGGGUCUCUACCUCCCCUCGUUCUCUACGAACUUGGUGGCGGGUGCUGACCUCCAGGAUGCAGGAGUUGACCAGUUCACCCCUGCGCGUCAGCGGGUGACCCACUGCACUUGUGCGGACACGGGCCGCCACUUGGCCACGUUUGCUCGUCGGCCAGGGUCGAGCCUGUACACACUGACUACUGAGUCUUCCCCAGUCACUGAGUCUGCUCAGGUAGCCGCGUCGGGUCAGGUGUUUGCUGCGGCGUCCAGGUCUGGUCCUGAGUCUGCCCCCUGCUCGUGUCGUCUCCUGUCUCACCGGACUCUCCUCUGGCACCACCGUCUUGGUCACCCCUCCCUGCCUCGCCUUCGAGGCAUGGCUUCCCGUCUUCUUGUUUCUGGUCUCCCCCGGUCCCUCCCUCCUCUUCCUCCGGGGCCUGCCCCCACCUGCGUUCCCUGCGUCGAGGGGCGGCAGCGCGCUGCUCCUCACUCCUCCGAGUUUCCUCCGACAGAGGCUCCGCUGCAGACGCUUCACAUGGACGUGUGGGGCCCAGCCCGCGUCCGUGGGCAGGGUCAGGAGCGCUACUUCCUGCUGGUGGUUGACGACUACUCGCGUUACACCGCAGUCUUCCCCUUGCGCAGCAAGGGUGACGUCACUGAGGUGUUGAUCGCCUGGAUCCGCGCGGCUCGUCUCCAGCUCCAGGAGAGUUUCGGCUCCGACUUUCCUGUUCGGCGUCUGCACUCCGACCGAGGCGGAGAGUUCUCCUCUGACCUUCUGCAGACCUUCUGUCGCACACGAGGCAUCCGCCAGACCUUCACGCUUCCGGACUCUCCGCAGCAGAAUGGGAUUGCUGAGCGCCGCAUCGGCAUGGUCAUGGACGUCGCUCGUACGUCCAUGAUCCAUGCGGCUGCUCCCCAUUUUCUGUGGCCGUUUGCGGUUCGGUACGCGGCGCAUCAGCUCAACCUCCACCCCAGGGUCUCCAUGCCGGAGACCUCCCCUGCUUUGCUGUGGACGGGGAAGGUUGGUGAUGCGUCGCGUUUUCGGGUCUGGGGAUCUAGGGCGUUUGUCCGCGACUUGUCUGCGGACAAGCUGUCCUCUCGUGCUGUUCCCUGCGUCUUCCUUGGCUUUCCCCCUGACGCGCCAGGCUGGCAGUUCUACCACCCCACCUCGCGCCGUGUCUUCGCGUCCCAGGACGUCACCUUUGACGAGUCGGUUCCCUACUACCGUCUCUUCCCCUACCGCACUGCGUCCCUCCCUUCCCCGUCGCUCUUCCUUACACCAGGCCCCCCUCCGGUAGACCCCCUCCCCCCUCAGGGUCCUGCUCCCUCAGGUGUGUCCCAGGUAGAUGCAGUUGAGCCAGUCGAGGUAGCUGUUGACUCUGGUACUGCUGGUGGUGCUGAGCCUGGGGGUGCUGGGUCUGGGGGUGCUGCGACUGGGGGUGCUGGGUCUGGGGGUGCUGCGACUGGGGGUGCUGAGCCUGGGGGUGCUGAGCCUGGGGGUGCUGAGCCUGGGGGUGCUGCGCCUGGGGGUGCUGCGCCUGGGGGUGCUGAGCCUGGGGGUGCUGAGUCUCGGAGUGCGGAGCCUGAGAGUGCUGGACCUGCUCGUCCGGCGUCUGGUGGUGCUGAGCCUGGCGGUUCCUCCGGUGCUUCGUCCCGGCGGGAGCUGCUCUCUCCACAGGAGCUGCGUGAGUGGUUCGCCCGGCGCUGGCGACGUGCUGCUGGAGCUGGUGGUGCUGCUGGUGUUGCUGGCGCUGGAGCUGCUGGUGCUGCUGGAGCUGCUGGUGCUGCUGGUGCUGCUGGUGCUGCUGGUGCUACUGGCGUUGGUGCUGCUGGAGCUCCUGGAGCUGGAGCUGCUGCGUCUUCGGGUGGUCCGGCUGGAGCUGGAGCUACUGGGGGUGUUGGCGCUGGGGGUGCUCCUGGCGCUGGUGCUGCUGGGGGUGCUGGAGUUGGAGCUGCUGGAGUUGCGGGUCUUCCUGGUGCUGGUGCUCCCGCUGGGGGCGCUGGUGCUGUUCCUGCUGGCACUGGUGGAGCUGCGCGGCCGCGGCCGUACUUCGUUCCGCUCCUUGAGCAGGUUCUUGGUCUUCCGUCCUCUCUUGGUCCUGCUCCUGCCUUAGAGUGUCCGCCUCCUGUCCAGUCUGAGUCACAGUUACAGCCACCUUCCCCGCUUCCUUCUCCUUCUCCCUACACUGGUCCUACUGGAGGUCUUGCUGAGCGUCGUGAGCCUGCGUCUCGCCCUGCGUCGCCUGUCCGUGCUGCUCGCACUAGUGGUCGUGGUUCGCGUCAGCGUCCUCCCCCUGUCCCCGGCACGCACCGGAUGUCUCUGCGUCCUUCCACUGCUCCGCUGCGUGCCCCUUUGCCCUCUCCUCCAGCGUCCUCUCUUCCUGAGCUUCCUGACCCGGAGUCGGACUCCCUUCGUGCUGCGCGUCCUACUGUCACACGUCUCCUUGCUACUGUCGUCACUGACCCUUCCUUUGAGUCUACUGCUGCGUCUGCCCUAGUUGCUGAGCUUGUCGACUUCGCUGCUCGCUGUCGCCUAGACUACGCUACCAGUCUCGUCGCUGAGUCUGAGUCUGUCUGUCCUCCGUCCGUCGGGGGUGAGUGUGCUCUUGGCACGGACGUCCUAGAGGACAGGCAGGAGGAGUUCCAGUGCUUGGCUGCUGUUUCACCUCAUUUCGUGUCCAUGCUGCUUGCCCCUGAGGGAGACCCGGAUGCACUUGACAUCCCGACUCCGCGCUCUUACGCGGAGGCGAUAGAGGGUCCCUACUCCUCUCAGUGGCAGGCAGCCAUGGACGCAGAGAUGGCUUCCUGGAAGUCCACAGGCACCUACGUUGACGAGGUUCCCCCGCCUGGGGCGAACAUCGUCAGUGGCAUGUGGAUUUUCAGGGUGAAGCGGCCGCCGGGUUCUCCGCCUGUCUUCAAGGCGCGUUACGUGGCUCGUGGUUUCAGUCAGCGGCAGGGAGUUGACUACUUUCAGACUUUCUCCCCCACCCCGAAGAUGACCACUCUGCACAUAGCUGCUCACCGAGACUACGAGCUGCACUCUCUUGACUUCAGCACUGCUUUCUUGCAGGGCAGCCUUCACGAGGAGAUCUGGCUGCGCCGCCCACCUGGCUUCACUGGGACGUUUCCUCCUGGCACCCAGUGGAGCCUCCGGCGGCCAGUCUACGGUCUCCGCCAGGCGCCUCGUGAGUGGCACGACACACUGAGGACUACACUUGCGGCCCUUGGGUUUGCUCCUUCUACUGCCGACCCGUCGCUGUUUCUGCGCACCGACACUUCUUUGCCGCCGUUCUACAUCCUCGUGUACGUCGAAGACUUGGUCUUUGCUACAGCUGACACUGCUGGACUUGCCUACGUGAAGUCCGAGCUGCAGAAGAGACACACGUGCACAGACCUGGGUGAACUGCGCAGCUACCUUGGCUUGCAGAUCACCAGGGACAGAGCACAGCGCACCAUUACCCUGACUCAGUCACAUAUGGUGCAGCAGGUCCUUCAGCGCUUCGGCUUCACGUACUCCUCGCCUCAGGCCACUCCUCUGCCUACGCGCCACUCGCUCUCAGCUCUGCCUUCGGAUGAGUCCGUAGAGUCGAGUGGCCCGUACCCAGAGCUUGUCGGCUGCCUCAUGUACCUGAUGACCUGCACUCGACCUGACCUUGCAUACCCUCUUAGCAUUCUGGCACGCUUUGUUGCUCCUGGGAGACACAGACCAGAGCACAUGGCUGCAGCGAAGAGGGUGUUGCGCUACUUGUGCAGUACGUCGGGCAUGGGGCUUGUGCUUGGAGGGCAUAGUUCAGUGGUCCUCACUGGUCACGCAGACGCUUCUUGGGCUGACGACCAGGCUACGCAGCGGUCGUCACAGGGUUACACCUUCAGCCUUGGUUCCGGCUCUGUUUCUUGGCGGUCUACCCGCUCGUCUUCUGUUCUCGGCUCCAGUUGUGAGGCUGAGAUCUACGCAGGGGCCAUGGCUGCACAGGAGCUACGCUGGCUCACCUACCUGCUGACUGACCUGGGAGAGCCGCCUCGUUCUCCUCCAGUGCUGUACGUAGACAACAAGGCCAUGCUGGCCUUGUGUCAUGAGCACAGACUGGAGCACAGAACGAAGCACAUCGCUCUCCGCUACUUUCUUGCUCGUGAGCUGCAGCAGCGUGGUCAGCUGCGCCUUGCUUACGUGGCCUCUGAGGCCAACACUGCUGAUAUCUUCACUAAGGCACUCGCGCCUUGUGACCAUCAGCGCUUCUGCACUCUGUUAGGUCUUGUACCUACCUUGCCUCACUUGCUUACUUCUUGA
Closterium sp. Yama58-4 is the source of this 5475-nucleotide messenger RNA. The record is from the annotation of a GenBank genome assembly. NCBI's taxonomy places the organism in Eukaryota, Viridiplantae, Streptophyta, Zygnematophyceae, Desmidiales, Closteriaceae.